AUGGGUAAGGUAAAGCAAGCAAUAUGUGAAAUUUGCGACGAAACCAAAUACUGUUUCUCGGUGGUAAAAAUUGAAAAACCCGUGGAAUCGGUUAAAGAAGCAGACGACGUCUGCAAGUCAAGGAACAACUUCAGCUACCUGCUAGAAGCUCGUAGCAAAAAGUUGUACGACAGCCUUAAAUCGGUGAUUAGCAAUGCUUCACAUGUCAGCAAAACGGUUUACCCGUUGAAUGCUUACUUCGAAACGAAAGAAAAUUUUCAGAACAUCGUAUACAAGGAGGUUCCAGCCAAUGUUCCGAGAGAAAGCGGCUUAACGAUUUCCGAAACAUCUUACAAUUACGUUUAUGCUACGUAUUAUUCAGGAAAGCGACAAUGGGAAUUUAAAACAGCGGAUCACGAACAAGAUCACUCCAUCGUCUGUAUGCUCCCAAUUGAAAGUUCCGAAUGCAAAAGGCCAGUUUACAGUAGCAAAAAAAAGUUAGUUCUUUCCGCUGGUGCUAAAGUUGAGGGUGCUGCUAAAAAUAAGAGAAAAGAGGACCAUGAUUAUGACAACUAUUUCAACUAUAUCAAAGCAAAUAAAGUUUUACCAGAGGAGAAGGUGUGGGAAAUAGUUGUAUCAAUGAUGGGCGCUGACUUUCCGCCUAACAUUUCAAAACUCAAAUCAGACUUUAAGAGAAAAUUAUUAAGAGUGUACAAAAUACAUAAAAAUAAUUUAUUUGGAUUGACGUUUAAAAACUUCAAAGAAUCAGAUUUUGAUUUUAAAACUUAUCAAAAAUACAAACAAAUUAUACAAUAUAUCAAUUCAAAUUUUUGGAAAACGGAAGAUUGUAAUGGAACAAUACAUUACAAACCAAUCGGUUUUGCUGAAAUUGCCAACAAAGCCAAGGAUUGGUUUCUAGAGAAGAUUAAAUCGCAUGAUAUCAGCAAGUUAUGCAGAGUGAUUGAUUUUUUAAUUGACCCAUAUAAUUAUACACUCGACGAAGCAGCUGAAAUCGGCAUACCAAAGCCUUUUUCAUUGGCUUACACAUCUGGCCAUAUAAUCUUUCAAGCAUAUAUGCCUGGACAACAAUCCAGAGCAUUUAUUUUUAAUGUCUGCAUGAUGGUACACGAUUUUCUUACUCCAAUUCUCAGAUUUAACUGGGCCGAAUAUUUCGGUAGAGAGCGUAAAGAAUUGUUCAAAGGAAUAGAUAUGCAAAUCGUUGGAGAUCUCGUCGUCUUUAGCAAAGAAAAUUUUUUUGAUUACUCCUCAGUCAUGCUGGAGAAGGCUAACGUACCACAAAAAAAACAUUUUAAAUAUUUGGUGGCUUUUGGUAAAAUAAGCGCUGCUAUAAGAGAGGAAAAAUUGAAUAAAAAUGCCCUGGUCGGGAAUAUUAAAAACAGUCGAAUAAUAAAUUGGAAGGAUUUAAUAAAAAAAAAUGAAACGACGCAAAGAAUUAGAAAUUUGAACUUUAAAAAAGUUGGCCAGGUUUACACAGCAUUAAAUGGUGAAUUGGACAUACUUGAUAGAAACAAGGCGAAAGAGUUAGGCCUGCUGUUGACUAACAACCAAUUGGAGGACGUGAAAUUAGCAUUAACAAAAUUUGACAAAAAUAUAAAACAAUUACAUUUGAACGCAAGUCAAAUGAUUGAAAAAUUUUACGGAGAUUCUGAUGUAAAAUUUGAACACGCAAUUGCGAAAAAGAUGGUAAGUUUAAACGUGAAACACUCAUCAGUUCAUGCAAUAAAAAAUCUAUUAAAAGAGAAAAAAUUUUCAAACAAUAACCCAUUUGAUGUGUACGUCGAUGAGUUGGCAAAAAUAAGCGUAAGCCAGUCAGAUUGGAAUAACGUAGUACAGAGGGUUGGAGAUAACUACAUGCCGCAUGAGAACGUUGAUCAGACAAAAAUUUACUACAGGAAAAACUUCGAAUACCAUUGUAUGGUUAUCUACAAAGCUGUUUUAUCAUGGUACGAAGGACAAAGUAUGUGCGCAGAGAAUAAAGGAAACAUGAUAGUGUUUAAUGAUGAGUAUCCAGUUAGUACCAUAAGCACUCCAGAAAUAUUUGCCCUUGACGAUUUCAAGUCUUUCUGGGUUGGAACUACGAAAAACGUUUGGAAAUGGAGAAGUAAAGGCUACGGUAUGGUGUGGAGUGCCUUUUCAGAAUAUACAGCAUUCUCGAAACCUUCCCAUUACGCUUACUUCCAAUCUGGUCCAGAAGAGGCAGGCUGGUACGUGUCUGACGCCUGGGACCAGGAAGCUAGUAAGGAAGCCAUCAUCUGCAUGUACAAAAAAUCUGCUCAAGGGAAAAUUGUGGAAGAUGAUUAUUUCCAUGAAUUAAAAACUUCGUAUCAAACCUUCGUUGUAAACCAUGCUGAAAACCUAUCUCUCCGCUUUUUUUACAAUCCUUUACAAUCCAAAGAUAACAAUAAGUAA
Helobdella robusta is the source of this 2409-nucleotide messenger RNA. RefSeq lists its product as hypothetical. Lineage: Eukaryota; Metazoa; Annelida; Clitellata; Rhynchobdellida; Glossiphoniidae. The transcript has 5 exons. Bases 1 to 2409 code for a protein of 802 amino acids. The record is from RefSeq and is a predicted model, not a curated record.